Molecule: messenger RNA, 5214 nt
Organism: Bufo bufo (common toad)
Lineage: Eukaryota; Metazoa; Chordata; Amphibia; Anura; Bufonidae
Gene: NRG1
Product: neuregulin 1
Exons: 12
Coding region: 368-2242 (624 amino acids)
Biological process (GO): animal organ development; intracellular signal transduction; nervous system development
Molecular function (GO): zinc ion binding; chemorepellent activity; protein tyrosine kinase activator activity
Source: RefSeq, a predicted model, not a curated record
ACUUGGGACAAGUGAAACUUUGGAAAAACUUGUAGCAGGAAUACAAACCAAGCAGGACAUCGUUUAUAUAUUCUUCUUUUUUCUUCUACAUUUCCAUUCUAUAUUUUUGGCUACUUGUAUUAUUUUUUCCACAUCAGAAGACAGGACAUCCAGUUGUUUUUGUGUCGCCUCCACCUGGAUGCUAGGAAGUAGUGGAGAGUUGCUGGUGCUGCCUUCUUGUGGAUUGUAGCUGAUGUCCGUGUGAGUGGAGACAGUCAGCAGUGAGGAGGUCCUGGGCUCAGUGCACUGCCACACCACAGACAGGAGAGACACCACACUGGAUUCUAUAGCUCAAGUUAUCCGAUUAAGAAGCCUUAAAUCCCUCGCUAUGUCUGAGACCAGAAAGAAGGAAGGAAAGGGGAAUAAGAAGGGUAAAAAGGAUCGCAAUAAAGAUCAGAGGACUCCAACUGCACCACCGAAACUAAAGGAGAUGGAAAAUAAAAAAGUAAAAGUGGGUAGUAAAUUGACUCUUAAGUGUGAAGUUGAGUCAGAACAGCCCAAUCUGAAAUUUAAGUGGUUCAAAGAAGAUAAAGAAAUUGGGGGGAAAAAUAAAGGAGACACCAAACCAACCAACAUCAAAAUACGGAAGAAAAAAAAGUCUUCUGAACUCCAAAUUCCACAAACAACAAAAGAUGAUGCUGGAGAAUAUAAAUGCACUGUGUCAAACCAACUGGGGAACGACACCAAGAGAGUGAAUGUUACAAUAAUACCGAUCGCAGGCCAGGCUGACCACCGUGUUUCCCCAAUGGCUUCUCCAGCCCCUCCAGAUCAUCUAUCAAGAUGUGCAGAAAAAGAGAAGACGUUCUGUGUUAAUGGUGGUGAAUGUUACGUGAUCAAUGGAAUUACAAGCAGCACCGCCAAAAAAUUCAUGUGCAAGUGCAAACCUGGAUUCACUGGAGCAAGAUGUACUGCGACUGACCCUGUGAGAGUCAUAAGACCAGAAAAGCAUCUUGGAAUUGAAUUUAUGGAAGCUGAGGAAUUGUACCAGAAAAGAGUGCUGACCAUUACUGGCAUCUGUAUUGCUCUUCUUGUAGUUGGCAUCAUGUGUGUUGUGGCCUACUGCAAAACCAAGAAACAGAGAAAAAAGUUACAUGAUCGCCUAAGACAAAGCCUUCGAUCAGAGCGAAACAAUAUGGUCAACAUGGCAAAUGGACCACACCAUCCAAAUCCACCACCGGAAAAUGUCCAGCUGGUAAAUCAAUAUGUUUCCAAAAAUGUUAUAUCCAGUGAAAACGCAAUUGAACGUGAGACAGAAACAUCGUUCUCAACAAGUCAUUAUACUUCAACGACACAUCACUCAACAACAGUAACCCAAACACCAAGCCACAGCUGGAGCAACGGUCAAUCUGAAAGUAUUAUUUCAGAGAGUCACUCAGUAAUUGUCACAUCAUCAGUAGAAAACAGUAGACACACAAGUCCAACAGGAACAAGAGGACGACUCAACGGAAUCGGAGGUCCCAGAGAAUGCAGUUAUCUCAGGCAUGCAAGAGACACUCCAGAUUCAUACAGAGAUUCACCCCACAGUGAAAGAUAUGUUUCAGCAAUGACCACACCGGCUCGCAUGUCACCUGUAGAUUUUCAGACUCCUCUAUCUCCCAAAUCACCUUGUUUGGAAAUGUCUCCACCGGUUUCUAGCUUAGCUGUAUCUGUUCCUUCUGUGGCUGUAAGCCCCUUCAUAGAAGAAGAAAGACCAUUGCUUUUGGUGUCACCUCCAAGAUUACGAGAUAAAAGAUAUGACUUAUAUUACCAUCAUCACCAUUACAACCAGCAGUAUAAUUCUUACCAUCACAAUCCUGCCCAUGACAGCGGCAGCCUGCCACCAAGUCCUUUAAGAAUAGUGGAGGAUGAGGAAUAUGAAACCACGCAAGAGUACGAGCCAUCAAUGGAGCCUGUAAAGAAACUAGUGAACAGCCGGAGAGCAAAAAGAACAAAACCCAAUGGUCAUAUUUCCAAUAGAUUAGAAUUGGACACUGACACAAGCUCAGAGAGCAGUACAUCUGAGAGCGAGACAGAAGAUGAAAGAAUAGGCGAGGAUACACCUUUCCUGAGUAUACAAAAUCCCCUGGCAACCAGCUUAGAUUCAGCAAGUUCAUACCGGCUUGCAGACAGUAGGACUAACCCAACUAGCCGAUUCUCAACGCAAGAAGAGUUACAAGCAAGGCUGUCCAGUGUAAUAGCUAACCAAGACCCUAUUGCUGUAUAAAGCAAAUAAAACAUAGAUUCACCUGUAAAACUUUAUUUUAUAUAAAUGAAGUAUUCCACCUAAAUUAAACGAUUUAUUUUAUUUUAACAGUUCCGCAGUAGAAAACAGGAAACGUUUUAUAAAUUAAGUAUAUGUACAAAUGUGUUAUGUGCCAUAUGUAGCAAUUUUUUACAGUAUUUCAAAAUAAGAAAGACAUCAAUGGUGCCUUUAUGUUAUGUUGACAACCGUUUUUUGUAUGUCCCAGUGAUUGCUGUCCCACAGUAUUUUUGCAAAACUGCCCUUUGUUUUUUCCUACUUUGUUUCUUUUCUCUUCUGUUUCCUUAAUGGCUUAUUGUGCAUUGCAUUAACAGUGUAGACUGAAUGUAUGAUUUGCAAUUGCAGUUACAACAAUCCCUCAUCGUUUGCUUGUGGUACUGUAGACUAACUGUCCCUACAAUGCAGUACUCAUCCAACUUUUUGUAAGAAGAAUUGCUUUGCUUUCAGUAUACUACCAGGUUAUGUAUGCUCUUUGCUGGCCAAAGCUUUGCUUAUGAGGCUCUGGUCUAAUAGUAGAUUGAGGAGCUUGCUACUAUUAUUCACAGCAGGAUAACAGAUUGCAAAUACACAACGUAUAAUACUUUAUGGAAAUGCAAAUGCUACUGUGACAUACACAAUACUUAACUAGAAAGUUGAUUACUUCUGGAAAUGAACACUGUAGGGUCAGAUAAAGAAAUUUAUUUACUGCCUCACUAAUAAACAGGUCCAUCACCUGUUCCCCUCCUAUAUGACCUUUACCCCAAAUGACAAGACCCAUAUUUAAUGAACAAAAACACUACUAAGUAAUAUAUUAUCCAACAUGAAGGCAGGCUACUGAACAUAAAUAAAGGUGCAAUUAUUUUUGACCAUUUUUUUUUUUUUACUAUGAAAUAUUGUGUAUUAUACAGGGUUCACUUAAGACACAUGAACACUAUAGACUAAUUAUGAGCUAGAAAAUCUGUUACUUGGAACAGCAAAUAACCUUGUCUGAGCGAACACCUUACAAUUUCUUUAAAUUCUAUUUUUUAUAGGAUGGGUAUGAAAGGUGUGUAAUUUUUUUAUUUUAUUUCUAGUUAGCAAGAUAAGAGUGGGUCUUCUAUUUUGAUAUAAUGAAAAACGUAUUUAUUUGAAAAGCACGUUUGCAUUUUACAGGCUGAAAACAUGCAUGAACAUUUGGUUAGGAAUGUGCAUGACACAGUGAUUAAACAAGACUCAGUGACUGUUAGUAGUUUCAAUAGCUUUGGAUAUAUGUUGGAAAUAUUGCACCUUUUAGUAGGACUUUUUUUUUGGUCUAUCAUGUUUUCCCAGUGAUUAGUUUGCAUGAUUCAACAUUUAAACUACCUACUUUCCUCGGGACAGGUGAAAUGUUAAAUGAUGGUCUUCCAUACUCAACGAUUAACUGCAUUACGAAUAUUGAACAUAAAGCAAAAAAAAUGUGUUGUUUUUUUUCAUCUUUUUUUUUUGUUUCUUUUUUAAUAUUUCUCUGUUAGAGAAUGUAUGGAAUAGUUGCCAUUUUCACUGUGAUUAGCUAAGGAAUAAUGCUAUAAGGUUAAGAUUUUUAUUGCAUUUUAACAACUAGAGAGAGAUUUUCCAGUUGGUGCCAGUUAGAGGAAUUCCUUCUGGCUUCCAGAUAGUUGGCUGCCUAAAAGGAAAAUAACUGUCAAAUUUUCAUAUUUUUUUUUUUUAAAUAUUGCAAAUAUUACCAGAACAUUAACAGCAUUAAGAAUGGAAUAAAAUGGGUUAGGAUGUGUGUGCUUUUGAGAGAAUUUAUGCAUUUUUUAUUAGUAACUUUUCUCCGCUUGUUGCUUUGCUUUCUAAACAUGCUUUCCAUGUUUUUUUUUUUUUUUUUUACAUUUUGUGUAUUUUUUAUGCCAUGAUAGGAAAUAUGUUACACUUGCAUUUGUGGGACUCCCUAUAAAACUGACAUGGAUUAAGAAUACUUUGCUUGUUAUAUAUCUGCACCUGUAGUUUUCAAAGCAUAUACCAUUAUAGUGUAUAGUAGUAACACCUGCCUCUGCCUUUUAGGCCAUAUUGGCUAUUAGGAAAUUGUAUUUUAUUAACAAGCGCUGCAGAGUAAUAGUAACAACAUAACUGGCACAUAUCACAAGGUCCAAUAUAUGUUUUUUUUUAUGUUCUUUUUUUGUAAAUACACAUUCCUAGAUAUUUUACUUAUUCAAUUACUGUUAAUAUACAUUUUGCGUCACUAGCCCUCUCCUGGUUAUGUGUGUAAAAAGUUAAAUACGUAUAAAUUACUAUUAUUUAUAUUUAGGCUACAGAACUAGGAGAGAACGUUCAUAUUAUUUUAUGUUAAAUGUUUAAUUGUUUUAAAGUCCUACAUUAUUAUAUGUUUCUUUCAGAAUGUAAUGUAUUCUUUUCUGUUUUAAGUAAUUUAUUGUUCAGAAGAAUGUAAUGGAAUUGGUGAAAGAAAAGAGAAAAAAUAUAUAUAUUGCAAGGUACUUAGCAUACAAAAGAAUUUAUUAUCCCAAGAACUAAGCAAUAAGUAAUUGUUGAUUUAUUUUUGGUUGUUAUUCUUUAUUUGCAAUUAAACUGCUAAUGCAAUAAAAUGCUACAACAUACAACCAAGAGAUUUGUGAGAGCCAGCUGACACAGUAGAGUGACAUAUGACCUCUGUCAAUACUGACCCAAAUUUUCACUCACUGGUAAUAAAACAGGUUAUCCCUCAUUAAAAAUACUUUCUGGUCAUGCUGUGAAUCUCUGAUAAUUUGUACAAACCUUGCAUGUGAAAAUCUGUCUGAAUAAAUUUUCCACUUUAGUGACUUUGAGAGCUGCCCUUGUCAAUCUUUACUGGUAAAGGUGUAAAGAGCUACUGACUGGCCAAAACUCACCUGUUAAAUAACCCAAAUGUUAUUUGGGAAGCAUAAAAUAAAUGUUCAAUUCAAAUAUAUAUUUAACAAUGAUAACACACUUUGCCUACAGGAAACCAAUAAAAUGCCUUA